Molecule: messenger RNA, 1040 nt
Organism: Impatiens glandulifera
Lineage: Eukaryota; Viridiplantae; Streptophyta; Magnoliopsida; Ericales; Balsaminaceae
Product: NAC domain-containing protein 83
Exons: 3
Coding region: 159-923 (254 amino acids)
Biological process (GO): regulation of DNA-templated transcription
Molecular function (GO): DNA binding
Source: RefSeq, a predicted model, not a curated record
AACCUCCUCUCUCCUCUCUCUCUCUCUCUCUCUCUCUCUCUCUCACUUCCAACAACAACAAAACAGAACAAAAAUGCCUAUAUCACAUUAGCAGUUCUGUAUGUUGAUUGUCUGAGGGUUCAGAAAUUUCAAAAUCUUUUUUGGGUUUUGAAUUUGAGAUGGAAAGGCUCAAUUUUGUAAGAAAUGGUGUCUUAAAGCUGCCUCCUGGUUUUCGUUUCUAUCCAACAGAUGAAGAACUCGUGGUUCAGUAUUUGACAAGAAAGACCUUCUUAUGUCCAUUGCCUGCUUCCAUUAUCCCUGAGGUUGAUGUCUGCAAGUCUGAUCCAUGGGAUUUACCAGGUGAAUUAGAUAAAGAGAGAUACUUCUUCAGCACGAAAGAAGCUAAAUACCCAAAUGGGAACAGAUCAAAUAGAGCAACAAAUUCUGGGUAUUGGAAGGCAACAGGAAUCGACAAAAGGGUUCUUACUUCCAAAGGAAACCAACUUGUGGGUAUGAAGAAAACUCUUGUUUUUUACAGAGGAAAGCCUCCAAAUGGUUCUAGGACCGAUUGGAUCAUGCACGAAUAUCGUCUUGUUGAUGCUCAUAGUCAUGAACCCGUCGCCACUAAGAUCCAACCUUCAGAGAACCCUGUUGCGUCUUCAAUGGAGAAUUGGGUUCUUUGCCGCAUAUUUUUGAAGAAGAGAGGAGGAGGAGGAGGAGGCCAUGAAAAGACUAUGAUAAUGAAGGAAAACAUAAAAAUGGGAAAAAACAACCCUGUUUUCUAUGAUUUCAUGGCAAAAGAAGAAGAAAGGGCUGAUCUGAAUCUGGCACCUGCUUCGUCUUCAUCGGAUUCAAGUGGAAUCACGACAGAUGAUCAUCAUCACCACGAAGAAAGCAGUAGCUGCGAUGCUUUUUCCCCUUUCAAAAGAAAAAGAAAAAACUGAUCAUAAUUAAUUAUCUUUAUAUAUAUAUUUGUUUCAUUAUAAUAAGCUGAUCGAGAAGUGUGGUGACACCAUGAAUAUCAAAUAUCAAUGACCUAAUUAGAGUCUGGUGCCAUAUCA